This is a messenger RNA of Oryzias latipes (Japanese medaka), 1990 nucleotides long. RefSeq names its product cysteine and histidine-rich domain (CHORD) containing 1b (gene chordc1b). Lineage: Eukaryota; Metazoa; Chordata; Actinopteri; Beloniformes; Adrianichthyidae. The record is from RefSeq and is a predicted model, not a curated record.
GAGUUGACGACAAGACCCGGAAGUGAGAGCAACGUCACGCUCAACAUCUGAACGGUUGCGGCGGCUUCUCAUCUCCCAUUUGUUAGUUUAGUUGGAAGUCCGGUCACUUCUUAAACUUGCUUCAUCUGCCACCAUGUCUGUUUUGUGUUAUAAUAAAGGAUGCGGACAGCGAUUUGACCCAGAAAACAACCCUGAAGAUGGCUGCACGUAUCACCCAGGAGUCCCGGUGUUCCAUGAUGCCUUGAAGGGAUGGUCCUGCUGUAAGAGAAGAACCACCGACUUCUCUGACUUUCUCAGCAUUGCUGGUUGUACAAAAGGUCCCCACAACAAAGAGAAGCCCCCUGAGCCGGUGAAACCAGAAGUGAAAUCGUCAGGAGAAAAGGCAAAAGAUUUAGAAGACCAAAAACCGAAGUUCAAUGAGUACAUCAUCUCUGCACCAAAACCUCAGGAGGCAAUACUCCGACCAAGUGCCGAUGAGCCGAUGGUGAGAGUACAGCAUAAAGUUUCUGCUUCUCUAAAGCAGGCACUUGAAAAGCUAAAACUGUCUGAAAAUACAACAGAGAAAAAAGAAGAAGAUGAAGAGGAGCUCAAAAUUGGUACCUCUUGUAAAAAUGGAGGAUGUACAAAAACUUUUGAAGGACCAGAAAGUGACUCUGAUAUCUGCUCAUACCACUCUGGAGUCCCCAUCUUCCACGAAGGGAUGAAAUACUGGAGCUGCUGUAAGAGGAAAACUUCAGACUUCAACACUUUUCUUUCCCAAGAGGGCUGUACCAAGGGGGCUCAUCUAUGGAAGAAAAAAAACAUGGGAACCAAGGUGGUCCCUUGUCGCUUUGAUUGGCACCAGACGGGGGCGCAGGUCAUCAUUUCUAUUUACGCCAAAAAUGCUGUCCCAGAGUUGUGCUAUGUGGAAGCCAACAGCACCACUGUCAACAUUCAUGUUAUAUUUGAAGGAGAGAAGGAAUUUAAGCAGAACAUUAGCCUGUGGGGAGUGAUAGACGUCAGCAAAAGUGUAGUGAACAUGAUGGCAGCUAAGAUCGAGAUAGCCAUGAAAAAGUCUGAGCCGAUGUCCUGGGCUCGUCUGGACCUGCCCCCGCCUGUCAGCCCUCCCAAGGAGACAGAGAAGGUUCAAGAAGAUAGUGGGGAUGAAGAUGAUUAGCUUUCCAAUCAAAGGCUUCAUGUCCCACCAUGUCGUUUGCCUCUUGAAAAAGUCUCUUCUAUUUUUUUAGCAUUCACUGUUUGCUCCCAUUAUCAUUAUUCUGAGCUUCUAUGUGUUAUUGUUUUGAAGUGUAAGUAUUUCUCAACUAUACAUGUACGCAUUUUUACAAUGAAAAAAUGGCAGAAUUGGUCAAUCUUUAUUCUUAUGGGAUUAGAACUCACCUGUAUGUUUGCUCUGAAGUCCCAGUGGAAAACAACCUUGCACAGCUCAACAACAGUCAGGCAGCCCUUCUUCAUGUCGCCUGUUUGCAUCUGAUCAUAGUGAACCAGAGUCGUAACUUAUUGUUUGCUCUUUUCAUCAACGAUUAGUUGUCAUUCCAUUUGUAUGUUUUCAUUCCAUCCUUAGAUUUUUUUUUCAUCCAGUCAGAGGUGAGUAAAUGCUGCUCACAAAUGGUCCUGUAUAACAGAGCUGCUCUGCACCUUAAAUUAAAAGUUUGAAUUACUUACAUUUUCAAAACAUGCUUCAGUUAUUAGGCAUCCACUUUUUUUGAAAUUUAAGACGAGUUUUUUACACUUUUGCUUUUUGAACCUCAUCACUAUUUCAUUCAGUACAAUUUAGUAUGGUUUCAAUCAGAAUAUGCUAGAACAUCUGGGAAUGCCAACUGAAUACUAAGUAUUUUGAACAAUGUAUUGUAUUAUGAAAUGAUACUCAAGAGAGCAUGUGUCUUGCCCUGGAAUGUAUGUCAUUUCUCUGGCUUCAUUUGAUCCGGAUGAGGGUAAAACUAUUAAAGAAGUUGUUUAUUUUCACCAAAAAUAAACAAAACUGUAACAUCCA